This is a messenger RNA of Capsicum annuum, 2325 nucleotides long. Its product is annotated as aspartyl protease family protein 2. Bases 496 to 2097 code for a protein of 533 amino acids. The transcript has a single exon. Gene Ontology annotation, molecular function: aspartic-type endopeptidase activity. NCBI's taxonomy places the organism in Eukaryota, Viridiplantae, Streptophyta, Magnoliopsida, Solanales, Solanaceae. Gene Ontology annotation, biological process: proteolysis. The record is from RefSeq and is a predicted model, not a curated record.
CAUUUUUCAAUUAUAGGCCAUUUUUUAAAAAAUGGUUAGUCCAUAUACUUUUCCCUUUAAAAAAUCUAAAAAUUGGUGAGGCUUGGUGGAAAGCGCGUAACUGGACCCUAGUAGAUUAAAAUACCAGACGACAUUCAAAGUCGUUAUUCAAACUCCUCCAUAGUCCAUUUUUUAUUUUAAUUCUACGCACACAUCUCAUAUACCAACAACACCCAGAUCACCCUCUUUAUUACUAUUUCUUUUACAUAUUUCUUUUUUCUACAACUUUGUCACACUUUCCUUUUUCACACAUCAUUUUUCUAGGUUCUUGGGGAUUUUCCAUUUACUCAUACUUUCUUGAAGAUUUUUUUACUUUCUGCUGUUUAAGCAUACCGUAAAAGAAAGUAAAAAAAAAGGAGAUUUUUCCUGUGUUAUACAUCUUCCUGUGUUCUAAUCCAGCUCAUUUUUCUGGGUUUUUGGGGAUUUUCCAUUUAGUGAUACUUUCUUGAAGUAUUAAUGAUGGUGACAAAGUUCUAUCUUUUCAUUUUGUUGUUUAUAUUCUUGACUUUUUCUUCUGGUUGUGUUGCUUCUGAAGGAUUUUACAGUUUCAGAAAUCUGAACGCUAGUGCUUCUGGAAUUGAAUUCCCUGAACAUCCUAGCUUCAAUGGUGUUUCUUCUACUGCAAACUCAGAUUGCAACUAUGGAGCAGAUGAAGAUGUUGGAAACAAGCAAAAAGAAACUGUGAAAUUUGAUCUCAGGCAUAGAUCAGCUGGUCAAAAAAUUGAGGCUAAAGACUCAGUUUUUAAGGAUUUGAGUAGGAUUCAGACAUUGCAUACAAGGAUUGUUGAGAAGAAAAAUCAGCAUACUGUUUCAAGAAUUGCUAAAAGUACUGAAAAAAAUGGGAUUGAGAUUACUCCGGCAGCCGCUUCACCGGUACCGGAAUCUUUGUCUUAUGAGCUUUCUGGGAAGCUUAUGGCAACUUUGGAAUCAGGGGUGAGUCUUGGUUCUGGAGAGUAUUUUAUGGAUGUUUUUGUUGGUACACCUCCUAGGCAUUUUUCUUUGAUUCUUGAUACUGGUAGCGAUCUUAAUUGGAUUCAAUGUGUUCCUUGUUAUGAUUGUUUUGAACAAAAUGGACCCCAUUAUGAUCCUAAGGAUUCUAGUUCUUUUAAAAAUAUAAGUUGUCAUGAUCCUAGAUGUCAAUUUGUUACAUCUCCUGAUCCUCCACAGCCUUGUAAGUCGGAGAAUCAACAUCAAACUUGUCCUUAUUACUAUUGGUAUGGUGAUAGCUCAAACACGACGGGUGAUUUUGCGCUAGAAACGUUUACUGUGAAUCUCACGACACCAAGUGGGAGCGAGUUUAGGAAGGUGGAAGAUGUGAUGUUUGGUUGUGGUCAUUGGAAUAGAGGGUUGUUUCAUGGUGCAGCUGGUUUGUUGGGACUUGGGAGAGGGCCACUUUCAUUUGCCUCUCAGCUUCAAUCUUUGUAUGGUCAUUCUUUUUCAUACUGCCUUGUGGAUAGGAAUAGCAAUUCUAGUGUAAGCAGCAAAUUGAUUUUUGGUGAAGAUAAGGACCUUUUGAAGCAUCCACAAUUGAACUUUACUUCAUUGGUUGGUGGCAAAGAAAAUUCUUUGGAAACUUUCUACUAUGUGCAGAUAAAAUCUGUCAUAGUUGGAGGAGAGGUACUGAAUAUACCAAAGGAGACGUGGAAUUUGUCUCCGGAAGGUGUUGGUGGUACAAUCAUUGAUUCAGGAACCACACUGAGUUACUUUGCGGAACCAGCCUAUGAGAUUAUAAAAAAGGCAUUUGUGAAUAAGGUCGAGGGCUAUCCCAUUGUACAAGACUUUCCUAUUCUGAAUCCAUGUUACAAUGUGUCCGGAGUGAAGAACGUGGAAUUUCCCUCCUUUGGAAUUGUGUUUGGUGAUGGAGCCGUAUGGAACUUCCCUAUCGAGAACUAUUACAUCAAACUCGAACCAGAGGAUAUUGUUUGUUUGGCAAUUCUUGGGACUCCUCGGUCUGCUUUGUCCAUAAUUGGAAACUAUCAACAGCAGAAUUUUCAUAUCUUAUAUGACACCAAGAGAUCCAGAUUGGGAUAUGCACCAACAAGAUGUGCUGAUGCUUGAUUUUUUUGUCUAGAAUUCUUGGGUUGGAAGGUGGGAAAAUUGUACACAUUUUGGGUGGAAAAAAUUGUGUUCAUUCUUUCCUGAACUUAAAAAAUAGUUCACAUACAUUGUAGGUUAUACUGUACUUUCCUCUUUAAUUUUUUUAACUGUAGAUGAUUUUGUGUUGCUCACACAAACUGGCAACUAUGUAACAAAACUGUUUAUUGGAAAUGUACUCACUUUUUGGAA